GUUGCUCUUACUUCCGUCUCGGUCACUGACUCGAUUCUACGUGGUCGUGACCAUGAAGGACGAUAUGUGGCUACAUAUACACACAAAGAGUCCUGACAGUAUUAUACCACAAGUGCCUGAACGAGUCAACUCUCUUCUUGAUGUGAGAGCAUGAUUGGCUCUAGAAAGGAUGUCAGUCGGAUGAAAUUGUCAUUGUUUUGAAGCGCUGUGAUGGCGGUAUGGUGACACCCAACUUUGUUCAAAUCAUUCACGAACACAAUUUGAACGAUUACAACCAACAAGCAACGUCGGUCAGAUGAAACCACGAUUUACUUUGCAACACUCACAGCUCCACGUCAAGAAAAGAUGAUCAACGUCUCCGCGCUCCACGAUAAAUGUUAAUUUGUAUAUACCCAGCAUUCCCUGAAGGACCACACUCGCUAGAAAGUACCAGAACGGACCUCAAGCUCUUGACACAUGUAGCGAGAACACGGUACAACUGUCCUAAGAAACGUAUCGUUAAGUCUCGGUCAAGGUUGUUGUCAUCAAGUAUGUUGUACUCACGUUGUCUCAAGAUUGAACACGGCUUUCCCGUCCCCAUUUUCUCUCCCCCCUUUGUUUCCCAGUUUCGCUCAUGAUACACCCCACCCUCCUUACACGACGUCCACUCGUUAAUACCCAUGUUAUAUCUCACAAACGACUAACUCGCGGAGCUGGCGGAUCUCCAGGUUCACAACAAAAGGACGGAGAUGACUCGUCUUCUGGCGGACCUACAAACAACAAUGCUGACAAGACAAACACCAGUGGCCAAGAUAAUAACCACGACUCCAACAACCAAGGUCCUCCAGGUGGCUCUAGUACUGGUGGAGGAAGUGAUUCUGAUAAGGGAGUGAAGGACCAGAAGACGGAUCAGCCGAGCGGCCAACAAACUGAGCAACCAAACGACGGUCAACACAGCGACGACAGCGCAGCUCAACAAUCUGCCCAGAGCGACAGCCAACAUCCACAGAACAACAAUCCCGUCCAACAUGACACACAGAAUAGUGACUCGAAUGAUGGUCGCGGCAGCGGAGACAGCCCUCAAGGAACUAGCGCCGACGCUGGAGCUGGAGAUGGGAAGCAAGGUGGGGUGAAGGGCGGACAAGGACCAGACGAUACCCCCGGCAAAGAUGGCUCCUCCUCAUCCGGCGGCGCCGAUGGGAAUCCUGGAGCUAAAGGAGAUCCUGCGCCUGGUACCAGCCCUCCUGUUUCUGGCAAUCCUCAGCAAGAUUCCGGUUCUCAUAAUGGGCAACAAACCGGUAGUUCCGCAGUUGGCAGUCAGGACGGACAGCAGCAACAGCAGCCUGGAGAACCCGAUCAACGUCAGGGAAAUCCUCAGCAGGGCGGGAAAGACAAUUCUGAUCAAGGACAGAACGAUGGCAGUCAUGGUGGGGAUUCAGGUAGUCCACCGCAAAGAAACGGCCAGGGAAACUCUCAGCAGGGCGGGAAAGAUAAUUCUGACCAAGGCCAGAACGGUGACCGUCCUGGUAGUCCUCCAGGUAGUCCUCCAGGUAGUCCAGCGCAAGAAAAUAGCCAGGGAAGUAGCCAGACGCAAGGGAGCGAUCAUCCAGGUGGAUCUCAACAGGGAAAUGGUCAGCCAGGGAACGGGCAGAGUGGAAAACCGGGCGGUGAGCAACCGGGGAACGGACAAAGUGGGAAACCGGGAAGUCAGCAGGCUGGAAAUGGACCGAGCGGAAGACCGGGGGGUGGGACCGGAAACGAUCAACCGGUGGAUGAUAAUCCAAGUCAAGGAAGUCACCCAGAUGGCCAACCUGGAGGCAGUAAACCUGGAAAUAGUCAACAAGGGCCUGGAAGUCAAGGAAGUCAACCAGGUGGUCAAUCUGGAGGCGAUAAACCUGUUCAACAAGGGUCUGGAAAUCCUGCAUGCAAGUUGUUGCCUUUCUCGCCCGGUUGUUCGCAGCAGCAGGACGAUCAUGUCACGACCAACAACCAGAGUGGAGGUCAGCACGGAGACGGUCAAUCAGCUGGCCAAGCGGGAGGCAAUAAACCUGGAAACGGUCGACAAGGGUCUGGAAGUCAAGGAAGUCAACCAGGUGGCCAAUCUGGAGGCAGUAAACCUGGUCAACAAGGGUCUGGAAAUCUUGCAUGCAACUUGUUACCAAUCUUGCCCGGCUGUUCGCAGCAGGAAGGUAGUCGCAUUACGACCGGAGGUGGUGAUCCCCAUGAUGGUGGAAAACCACCUGGCCAGUCGGGAGACACUAAGCCUGGAAAUGGCCGACAAGGGUCCGGCAAUCCUGUAUGCAAAUUUUUGUCAAUUCUGCCCGGUUGUUCACAGCAGGGAGGUGGCCAUGGUACGACCGGUAAUGGUGGUAACCAGAAUGGACAACCUGGAAGUGGUCCUGGUCGGUCAGGAGACAGAGACGGCCAAAAAGGAGACGAUGGAAAACCUGGUGGAAAACCUGGAAGUGGUCAGCAAGAUCCUGGUCAAUCAGGAGAUGGAGACAACCCAGGGCGCGGUGGACAACAGAAUGGCGAUCCCGGUAGAGGCAGUGAUGGAGGUAAAGAAGGAGAAGGUCAAACAGGCGGCGGAUCCGGAGGUGGUCAACCUGGAAAUGAUCAAUCGGGUGCUAGUCCACCAGGAGAUGGUCAACCCGACAACGGUCAGGGUAAUCCACAGGACCAAGGAGGCGGCCAAGGGCCUGAUAAUCAGAACGGUCAGCAAGGAGGUGGUCCACCGGAUGGAAGCCAACCAAAUCAAGGGGAUAGCUCAGAGGAUAGCGGACAACAGAGUGGCGGCCCUGGACUUCCAUGUAGCUUACUGUCUAAAUUUUCUAACUUGCCCUUGCUGCGUGGCUUGGCUCUUUGUCCACAACAAGGCGAUAAUGGUACCGAAAACCAGGGUAAUUCCUCGAGCGGAGGUCAACAAAGUGGCCAAGGGAACGGUCAAGCAGGAUCAGGUAGCCAACAACAACCCGGUGGUGAUCGCAGUAGUAAUACGGCAGACCAAGGCAGUCAACCACAGCGACCGAGUGGUAGUGGUAGUGGUGGCUCGACAGGCCAAGGCAGCCAACAAGGGGAAGGUCAGAAUGAGCGUGGUCAGCAGGGAAGUGUCGAAAGUGGUGGAAAACCCAGCGGUCAAAACAAUGCUGGUAACGCCGAAGGCAGUCAUCCAAUAAACACCGUUGGAAACCAGACCGGUGGAAUCACGACGACCGCCAGCCCGAGUACAACGACGGGCAACAUGGGACACACAUCCAGCCAGCAAAGUCCAGAUGGGGCACAUGCACUCGCCGUGAACAGUGGGGUUUCUGGCCCCAUUCCUUCCUUUUCCACAUUCACUUCCACAAUUCACACCUCGAUCACGUUGUCGAGGUCUGAUGGCUCUCUAUCCGUUGUAGCCACGGAUAUCACUUCUACUGGUACAACGACUUUUUACGCUUCUGGCACAACCCCUCUUAACGUCCCUACCAACACUCCCGGCACGCCAAAGCAAAACACCAAGUCUCACGCUGCGGCGUUGAUUGGUGGAAUUGUCGCAGGGAUUAUCGCUCUUUUCAUUAUCAUCGGGUGUCUAUGCUUCCUACGUAGGAGACGUGCUUCCGCUCGAAAUGCCGUGUUCCGUAACAUGACCGAACGUCGUCCACAGUCUGGUGCUCCGUCCUCUAUACACUUCGAUCCAAUGGCUAUGGUCGCACCACCUCCACCUCCACCCCAACGACGCAGCUUUGUGCAGAUGCUUCUGUCGCGCAGGACAACACGCAGCACGCGUCAUAGGUCGAACUUGACCAAUGUGACUAGCCGCUCGAGUGAAACUGCGAGCACUCGCAGUACUCGUAGUCGUCUCUCUGAGUGGGCAACAAUCUCUAACCACAGCUUCACCACAGCUCGACUGGAAGAUGAUGUUGCAAAUCCUUUCCAGGACCCUCCAGUGAUAACGGAUCCCUUCGCCGAUCCUCAGCCUGGUUCUGCAUACAAUUAUAAUACAUUCACCCGGUCAGCGCCUGCGAUGUCUAUUGCAUGAACAUUUUGUUCUCGUUCUCUUAUUUAUCUAUUAUUCUACCCCUCGGGCAGGCUUUUGUAUAUGAUGAAUGGUCGUUGCUUGAUACCCAUGCUACCCUACUCGCACCAUUACAUCUCUCGUAUAUCAAUUGAUGGUGUGGAGCACAACAAUCGUAACAUGUCAAGUACAGUAUUUGGAUGGACAGAACUAUUAGACAAUGUACAUCUACAUCUAUAAAGAUUUAUAUGUAUAAGAUGCGAA
Messenger RNA from Marasmius oreades (fairy-ring Marasmius), 4240 nucleotides. RefSeq lists its product as uncharacterized. Bases 614 to 4000 code for a protein of 1128 amino acids. The record is from RefSeq and is a predicted model, not a curated record. NCBI's taxonomy places the organism in Eukaryota, Fungi, Basidiomycota, Agaricomycetes, Agaricales, Marasmiaceae. The transcript is spliced from 5 exons.